Salvelinus namaycush (lake trout) is the source of this 1762-nucleotide messenger RNA. RefSeq lists its product as uncharacterized. The transcript is spliced from 9 exons. The record is from RefSeq and is a predicted model, not a curated record. NCBI's taxonomy places the organism in Eukaryota, Metazoa, Chordata, Actinopteri, Salmoniformes, Salmonidae. The coding region runs from base 1 to 1104 and encodes 367 amino acids.
AUGAGGCACAAGGGUGCACUAAUUAGCAUCCUUGAAAAUAAGAAGAAAAAGACAAACAAGCCUCCAGGGAUUAGGUUCAGAUGGAGACAAAGGGAUGAGAGAGGACAGAUUGUUUCUCAAACCAGGAAGGCAACUACAUCCACUUCUUUUGCUCCAAGGGCCAGUACAUCAAGAGCCAGACUAGUGCAACAUUUAGGGCCAGUCACUGAGGAAGAAUCAGAGACGAGUACCAGUGGAUUGGAAUCCACUCCAGUUUUAAACAUUGAUGAAGAAAUAUCAAUACUUCAUAGAGAAAUUAACAUCCUCCUAGCUGACUUAGAAGACCCUGAGUGUUCAAAUCCUGCUGUGCCUGGUGCAUCACACAGUUGGAGUGUGAGGAAGGAACUCUCACAGGAUAGGUGGAGGGAGUCCAGGCCUGAGAUUGUAGAUUCUCUGCUGGCUGCAGAGCAUGCUUCUCAGAAGAUCUGUCAGUCAUGCAAUGUGAAAAGGGCUAUUCUGCGAUGUAGAGACUGUCUGCCGAAACAGCUUUACUGCGAAGACUGCGAUGUCUCUACACAUGCAAAGUUCCCCCUGCACAACAGAGAGUCCAUGAUCGAGGGGUUCUACACGCCCCUUCCUCCAACUACAGCCAUAUCCCUCCACAGUGAUGGGAAAUAUGCACUUCAUGAACAGGAUUGUUUCUUACCAUUGGAUGUACCAGAGGUGAUAUGUGGUUGCCUGACAAGCACCAUCCAUGUUGGCCCUGGGAAACAUAUCAUCCUCGUAGGAAUAAAUGGUCGCUACAAUGUCACAGUGCCUGUGCUUACCUGCACAACUUGUCUUAGCACCUGGACAGCAAACCUGGCAGAUCUGAUAAAGAAUGGGUACUGGCCUGCCACUGUCAACUGUGACACCAUAUACCAGGUAGAUCUGUUCAGCUCUUUUGAGGAGCUGAAAGUGUCAGCCCCAGGAAUGUCCCGUCUGGCGUUUAUGCGGAUUUUGGAGCAGCGAACUGACUACUUUGGCAGGAACGGAAUGAUCUGUGGGGACACUUUUCAAAAAAGCUUCUUUGAGUGGACGUACUCCAUGGCCACCAGGGGACUACGGACAGCUACUGUUAGCUAGUGCAGCAGAAAUGCAGGGUAUACCCUGGCGAGUUCAGAAGCACGGCAGUGGAGACUGGAGAGUGUCACUAACAACAAAAACGAAGACCACAAAAUGAUUUUUGCCUACUGUAAACAUUGGCAUUUCAAAUCACAUUAUGACUGUGAUUUUCAACCAUCUGACCUACUACUGUCUGAUUCAUAUAGCCUGAUUUUUUUGUGUUUGUUCUUUAUUAUAUCAACUGAUUGCUUCUGUAUGGGGUGCUUUGGCUGAAAGACCAACACGUUUGAUCUGGAGAAAAAAAGACUAUUAAACUAGCAAAUUAACUGUCUUUAGUAAAUAUCAUUGUAUCUACUCCAUAAGAUAAUCAGCUAUGUGCAUUGUGUUAUAGAAAUAGGCAGACUAAAGGUCAAAAAUGAGAGUGAAAUUAAACAUAAAUAUUUAAUAACAUAGUGAAAUGAAUCAAUACAAACAUAAAAGACAAAAAUACUCGACUACUUUAAUACACAUAAGUGAAUUUAUCACAAUACUUUUGUUCCCCCAAAAUGGGGGGGCUAUGUACAAAAUGUGCUGUAAUUUCUAAACGGUUCACCAGAUAUGGAUGAAAAUACACUCAAAUAAAAGCUGAUCGUCUGCACUAACCUCAUAGUGUUUGUAUAAUUUCAAAUACAGUUCAGGA